Molecule: messenger RNA, 519 nt
Organism: Seminavis robusta
Lineage: Eukaryota; Bacillariophyta; Bacillariophyceae; Naviculales; Naviculaceae
Source: the annotation of a GenBank genome assembly
AUGGAUGAAGAUGCCAACCUCACUGCAACCUUGGAGGAGGGAAUCCUUACAGUCAAGGUGCCUGUCAAGAAGGAGAAGGAUGAAGCAAAAGGUGGCAACAAAGCAGCAACCACCAGUCAUGAGGUGAUGGUGUCAAAGCAGCCCCCUCCUUCUUUGGACAAUGAUGUGGAGUUGAAUUUGGAAGUAGACGUGCCUGGCAUCAGGCCCAAUGAUUUGAAUGUUGUCUGUGAUAAGAAGAAUGGCAUUCUUCACGUUGCUGGAGAAAGUCACCAGGCCAGAGGACCAAGCAGGAAGACAAAGACUUCAUACCGAUUGAACGCUCGCACUGUGGAUCUGACCAAAUUGGAAGCCUAUUUGACUGGUGGUGUUUUGACAAUUCGUGCCCUCCGAAAGGCUCAUCCAAUCAAGAUUGUGGUGGUGAAUGGUCAUUUCCCUGCAAUUGCUUCUGAUGACGCCCUGCAGCGAAAGGAAAAAGGUACCGAGAUUGUCGAACAACAGGCGCCACCAAAGGACGAGUAA